Penicillium manginii is the source of this 1701-nucleotide messenger RNA. Its product is annotated as fungal specific transcription factor domain-containing protein. The transcript is spliced from 5 exons. Gene Ontology annotation, cellular component: nucleus. NCBI's taxonomy places the organism in Eukaryota, Fungi, Ascomycota, Eurotiomycetes, Eurotiales, Aspergillaceae. Gene Ontology annotation, molecular function: DNA binding; zinc ion binding. The annotation marks the transcript as partial. Gene Ontology annotation, biological process: DNA-templated transcription. The record is from RefSeq and is a predicted model, not a curated record.
GAAGGGGAAUAUGAAGAGCAAGACCAGGAAGAGGAACAGGAGCAAGGACGAGGAAAAAUCCCCACACAGGGACUUGAAACACUUCCACAACGUAUAGAACAUGAUACCCGCGUGAGAGCCCUCUGCGAGAUAUUCUUCGUCCAUGUCCAUCCGCUACGAUGUUUGAGUUUUAUCCACAAGCCCUCUUUCAUGCAGUCUUUGGAUCUGGGACGGGUUUUGGUCGAUUUCGGAGAGGCGCUUGUUUUCAUUGUUUGUGCUUUUGGGGAAAGGUCAGUUGUUGAAGUGCUAGAUGAGGAUACGGAUUAUACUGACUCAUUUUGUGCCUUGGUUCUCCUAUGCGAAUGGCACAUCCGCUUUGGCCAAGAAAGUGCAGCAUUCAUGAUGUCCGGAAUCGCAUCACGGCUUGCGCAGUUACUACGUCUUGACGCUGAACCAGCAAAGGAAAGUCUAGACGGUAUACCGAGUUCGCUCAUCGCGGCUGAGAAAGAAUCAAGACGGAGACUGGUCUGGUCGUGCUAUGUCUUAGACGUGACGAUUAGUUCCGGGGUAGACUUGAUUUCGAAUUGGCCAUCUGUACCGAGGACUCGGCUUCCCUGUUCAGCUAGAGAGUUCAUACUGCAGCUUCAAUGCGAGACGGGAACGCUUUGCGCGGAGGCUGGGGCUGUGGAUGGCGAUAAGAAGUAUAACAUUUGUCUGGAAGCGUACUUUGUGCGAAUCAUUUACCUACGCAAGCAGGUACUGCGUCUGAUUCGACAAGACAAUCCAACCACUCUAUCCGAAUUCAAUCAGCUGGUUUUAUCCCUUGAAGAAUGCGGCUCAGGUUUCCCAAGACACCUCCAACUAAACGAGACGAACGCCUACAUACAUGAAGAGAAUCACCAGCUGGCAGCUUUCUACGCCCUCCACCUCUUAUAUAACCAGUGCUUUUGCGAUCUUUACCGCGUUACACUCCCCGGCUACCGAUUUCCGUUAUCCGAUGCCAUUGCACGAGAAGAACCCGAGAGAGUGGGUAGUCUCCGUGAUCAGUGCGUUGAGCGAGCGCAAGUGCUUACAGAUAUAAUCCGUGGUGCACUAAGUCGGGGGUCAAAGGGGUUUACGGAUUCGAUUUGCUCGAUCUGUGCAUACGAGUCUACUAAGAUUCAAAUCAUCUACGCGCGGACAUGUACGGGAGAAGGAAGUGCAGGCCUGAACUUAAAGAGAAAUAUUCAGACGAAUCUGCAAGCGCUGAAUAUCAUGUUUGAGUGGGAUAAGAAGAGGGAUGCUUUGUUAUCGUCAUUGUCGAAGUUACUUCAAGAAUUUGGAUUCUCGGAUUUGGCGACAAAUUGGCUGGAUCGAAAUGGUACUAGCUUCCCUAGUAAUAAAGAAGAUGGGACACCUGAAUCAUAUCAUCUUCAUCCGCUGUCUUUGUAUCGAAUGGCGUGGAAGGAAAUCUCAUGGCCUCGAAAACCGGACACGAAUGUUAGGGUGCAAGUGCCCCAGUUCAACUCAACAAAGAGUAUGAACAUCGACUCAGAAGUGCGAAAUGAUAUUGCUGGAGGGGAUAAUUUUGCGGACAUGACCGAUCCUGCAGCUGGAAGCUCCUUCAACCUUGACGAGCUACCAACCGCUGAGACAAUGAUGGAUAUCGAUUCAUACCUGCAGAUUGCGGAUGACUUCUCGAACUAUUUGACUUGGGAUCCUUGGGACUUUGGAUAUGCCUAA